AUUUUUGUAUGAAUUGAUGACAGGUUGUGCCAGUGGAGUGGCCUUUGGAAGCUCCUGCUAUUCAUUUGAGUCGGAGGCGACAGACUUCGCUACCGCCCAAUCUACCUGCACUACCCAAGGACAGCAUCUCAUAUACCUCGACUCCAACAAUGAACAGGCUUACAUUCAACAGACACUCUCUCAUCAAUUCCCUGGGAUAGACUUUUGGAUUGGUCUCACCAAGGAUAGCAGUGACGUCAUUAUGUGGCUGGAUCAAACAGAGCCGGUGUAUACGAGAUGGUUGACGGUGUCGAUGUCGAGUUUCAAUGAGGGAGCUGCAUGCUUUCGGAUGAAAAGGGGGCGUGAUUAUACAUGGCAUGACAAGGACUGUGAAAGCGGCUAUGGAUACAUAUGCGAACGAGAUAUGGGUUCAGACGUUUGUCCGACCGAGAUGGUGAGCCAUGAUGGAUCUUGCUACCGCAUUAUCAGCGCAUCUGUCAACUAUAAGGAAGCUUUCGCAGCAUGUCUGGACACCUGGGAAGCACGUCUUGUUUUCAUCGAAACAGAGGAGGAACAAGAGUUCUUGAAAUCGCAGAUUAUUCUCGUAGACAACCAAGCCGACUUUUGGAUAGGGUUACUUAAGUCAUCGAUGGAUGUUAUAACCUGGAGUGAUGGGACUAUGCCUGUCUAUACCAAUCUUGAGUACGAUUCCUUCAAUGAAGGGACGCCAUGCUUCCGAAUGAAGAGCGGUCGGGAUUACUACUGGCAUGAUCGCCCAUGUACUUUCAUGGUCCCUUACAUCUGCGAGCAAGAAGAUGCUUGCGGUACACAAGAUGGUCUCACUCCUGCAUCGAUCGGGGAUUCUACAGGAGAAUCGUCCACUGAAUCAUCCACCGAGUCGGAUGAGACGACGGAACCAACCAUCGAAGAGGGGACCCGAACCACGAAGCCACAAGCUGGAGAAUUUCGAUCAUCUUACGUCAGAGCAAUGGCAGAGAACUUGUCGCUACCUGACUCGGUAGUUCUCUCCAGAUUUCGGGUCAACUCCAUCAUACGGUGUGCAGGGUUAUGCAACGAGUUAACUGAAUGUACUCAUUUUACCCAUGUCAUCUCAUCAUCGACUUGCCUGCUGGGAUAUGCUCGGAAUCUUCAGUCAGCGGAGUUAGUGCACUUUGAUGGCGCACGAUCGUUCGCCGUUUCAGGCUCCUAACUUUCACUGACAUGACUGUGUAUAAUGAUGAAAGAGCAGCAUUUUAAAAGAUCUCCCUGUAUCUUUUAAAAUUGUUGACCAUAACUUAUUUCAUGAAGGAAUCUACGUUAAGUAGGGGGAGGGGGAGGAGGAGGCGUUACCAUGAUUGUCAGAAAAUGAGGACAAACUUUGAUUUUAGGAAUCCCGUCGGCCUCUCAACGCCUCUUUUGGUGGAAGUGUGGGGGGGGGGGGUUAGGAGGAAAAACCGGACAUAAAUUAAGAAAAAAUAAUAUCGGGGUUACGGGGCCACACGCCACUCCCUCUACCCCUCUUCUCCCCCCACGUCUGAAGUUAUCCAAACAUGUCUCCGUACCUUAUAAAAAAUGUGAAUAUAAUGCCAAUGAGUGUGAAUUAUAAUUGUUUUGUGUUAAAUCAUUUCAAUUACUUCACCUGCAUGUCCCCCUCUUCUUCUUUUCAGGUUUCAUCUUCUUUCCUUUUCAUUCCACUGUUUUUUUUCCAUUUCA
Molecule: messenger RNA, 1692 nt
Organism: Strongylocentrotus purpuratus (purple sea urchin)
Lineage: Eukaryota; Metazoa; Echinodermata; Echinoidea; Camarodonta; Strongylocentrotidae
Product: macrophage mannose receptor 1
Exons: 6
Coding region: 17-1189 (390 amino acids)
Molecular function (GO): signaling receptor activity
Source: RefSeq, a predicted model, not a curated record